CACGGAGGAGCCUACCCUGAUGUGCCUGAACAGCUGUAGCAGUUGUGUUCCGGAGGGCAACAGCAGCAUGGAGACCAGGAAAUGACUGGACAAGAUCCUCCAAUCAGUCAGCUACCACAUGGGCUGAAUGGCCUCUCGUUUAUAGUCCAACACCUGGGCCGGAGCACUCAGCCUCCAUUGCUGGUACUGGCUGAACAUGCUGGGAACCCAGCACCCUCUCGUACCCUGUAAACCACAUACGAGGACAGCUGGGGUUUGGUCUUUAGCACUGGAUGCUGGAGAAGGGAUUCCAGGGACACGAGGGCUCUGCAAAGGGUUUUCUGUGAUGCAGACUGAUGCUCAUAAUGAGCCUGACCUGAUGAGGGGUCACACCCUGACCAUUUCCGGGACCUUGACAACAUUCUGGGAAACUUAGUUAAAGUUAAUGCCACAGUUCAUGCAGCAUCCGAACUGCGGCUUGUAAAAAGAAAGAAGGAGGAGGGAAAGACUCUACUACAACUAGUCAUUUAAAAAAAAUAAUAAAAUCUCAAAUUGAAUUAAUGAAAUGAGUGAGCAUGGCUGGUAUGAGCUGGCUUUUUGAGCUGUGGAACAUGUCAGAGGCAGUGGCCAAUCACAGGGGGGGGUGUGAGUCAGAGGACAGGAAGGGGCUCUAUUUAUACUGAUCCGAUCCCUGCUCUCUCACUCCUCACACAACGACCCCCCCUGUGGGAACCCAACCUCUCUCCUCCUUGUGGUCCACAGAAGCAUUCAAAACAAUUGAAGAAAGCAUAGCAUCGUCUUCAGAAGCCAGGAUCAGGAAAAGGGGCAGCUAUUCACUCUUUGAAAUGCACACUAAGGAACAAAUCAGUCACGAUGAAUACCUGCAGACUGCAGAGUGGCUCCUGUCCCACACGGCGCACAGGCCCAAGGUGGGCGUCAUCUGUGGCUCGGGGCUGGGGGCGCUGGCCGACGCGCUCAAGAGCCAGGACUCCUUCAGCUACACCGACAUUCCACAUUUCCCCCAGAGCACAGUGCAGGGACACGCCGGGAGGCUGGUUUUCGGCGAGCUGGGAGGGAAGGCCUGUGUGUGCAUGCAAGGACGCUUCCACAUGUACGAAGGACAUUCGCUCGGCAAGGUGACCUUCCCAGUCCGCGUGUUCAAGCUGUUGGGCGUGGAGACCCUGAUCGUCACCAACGCCGCGGGCUCCCUGGCUAACAGCUACAAGACGGGCGACAUCAUGAUCAUCAAAGACCACAUCAACGUGCCUGGCCUCGCCGGGCUGAACCCGCUCAUCGGACCCAACGAUGAGAAGUUUGGCCCAAGGUUUCCCCCCAUGUCGGGGGCCUACGACAAGGCCCUGCGCAGGAUGGCUCUGGACAUCUGCAAGAGCCGGGGCUACUCGCAGUUCGUGCAGGAAGGGGUGUACUGCAUGGUGGGGGGCCCCAACUUCGAGACCAUAGCCGAGGCGCGCCUACUGCACAAGCUGGGGGCAGACGCCGUGGGCAUGAGCACAGCGCCGGAGGUGGUGAGCGCCAGCCACUGCGGACUGAAGGUGCUCGGGCUCUCCCUGAUCACCAACAGGGUGACGAAGGACUACGAGGACACGGAGAGUGUGGACCAUGGCAAAGUGCUGGGAGUGAGCAAAAUGAGGUCGGAGACCCUGCAGGGCCUGGUGUCGGAGCUGGUCGCCCAACUGGACAUCAACGGCACCACCGCGGAGUGACGAGGAAGAGGAGGGCAACACAGCACAGGCUGAAGGGCGGAGGAGCGCUUGCUGUCAGAUCCUCGUAGUGCAGAUCUUCCUGUUUCUUUUACUCUUUUCAGUUUUUAAUUCCAGUGCCCUCAGUUUUCAUUUGACAGUAAAAUCUGGGGAAGCACGCUGAGUAUUCAGAGUUAGCUUGGAUACACUGUUUACACACAGUCCACAAUCAGGCCUUGUGUCGCUUGUCUAUAUUUUCUGCAAUCCACCGCUGUCAUUCCUGUACGCUUCCAGCAGUUUGUUGCUUGGCUGUGAAUUGCAUCCGAACGCCCACAUGUGUAUUAUUUAUUGUACUAGAACACUAAUGUACAUUUGAGCACUCCACAAACGAAAUUGCUGUUGAACACUGUUGCCUACAGCUGACCGCCAACGAGGCAGUGUUUUUUAAGUGGUGUGAUGCCAGUGGUGUUAAUUUUUUUGGAAAAUAAUAAAGUAUGUGAAAAUGUC
Molecule: messenger RNA, 2186 nt
Organism: Lepisosteus oculatus (spotted gar)
Lineage: Eukaryota; Metazoa; Chordata; Actinopteri; Semionotiformes; Lepisosteidae
Gene: pnp4a
Product: purine nucleoside phosphorylase 4a
Biological process (GO): nucleoside metabolic process
Cellular component (GO): cytoplasm
Molecular function (GO): purine-nucleoside phosphorylase activity
Source: RefSeq, a predicted model, not a curated record